This is a messenger RNA of Colletotrichum abscissum, 720 nucleotides long. RefSeq lists its product as uncharacterized. Gene Ontology annotation, cellular component: endoplasmic reticulum membrane; mannosyltransferase complex. Lineage: Eukaryota; Fungi; Ascomycota; Sordariomycetes; Glomerellales; Glomerellaceae. Gene Ontology annotation, biological process: GPI anchor biosynthetic process. The transcript is spliced from 2 exons. Gene Ontology annotation, molecular function: mannosyltransferase activity. The record is from RefSeq and is a predicted model, not a curated record. The coding region runs from base 1 to 720 and encodes 239 amino acids.
AUGCGUCUAGCCUUCGCCGCCCGCCUCGCCCUGGCCUGCUGCCUCGAUGUUGUUCGAGCCAAUACCGAAAAGGUUAUCUUUCUUGGGCCCGAGACGGUCAACGUUCCGACCACGCCACCAACAAUUCAGGACCUCCGUUUAGACGUCCUCACACCCGAUGAGUGGUCCAAACGGGUUCAACUGCCAGCGUCAUUUCCAACCUCGGACUCUCCACUGGGCACGACAUCCUGGCUGCUGCUCACCAACUUGACCCAAGGCCAGCGUUACGAACUUCGAGUGUGUUGGUCGGCCACGCAACCCACUGCUUUCGCGCUCGAUGUCUUUGAGCUGCCCGCUGUGUGGGAUACUCCAGAGCUCAUUUCAUCAUUGGCAACUUACGCAUUCUCGCGUCAGUCUGAUCAGGAUGAUGCCGACGCGCACCAAGCCUUGCAGAGCAGAGGACGGGAGCAUGAAAGUUCGCUGCUGUUCCUUCGGGUUUCGGCCUCGGCGGACUAUUUCACAGACAACAACACACUCAUGGCCAAAGUCGAGCCCGUCAGCGUUGACUUGAUCCUCGACCCGUUCUUGUUCAAUGCUUUGCCACGGUCCUUGACGCCUACCGUCGCUUACAUCGUACUCGUGGCGCUUUCAGCUUGGUUUCUAUCUAAAUGCAUUCUCGCUUGGAUUCAACCGGUACUCGCCGAUGAAGACCGGUCCACGGAAACGAAGAAGAGGCUCUGA